GUGUGUUGUUGUUGAAGCAAUGAUGGCGGCGGCAGCGGGAUGCGGAUCAGCAACCGCGGCUGCCGUAGGAGGCCAAGGUGGAACCGCUACGGCCAGAGGUCGUUUCCCCGGUCGGCCUUGGUCAUCGCGCAGUCGUUUGCGCUCUGAGAAGCGAUGGCAACUCGGGCGAUCAAGCUCAGAAGCUGAUGAUGUGACUAACGUUGGGCCAAGGCCCGCAAACCUGGCUCUGUCGUUAAACGAAGACCAGUCUCACUUGCGCCUACUCGGGAUAGAGGCAAGCCACAAGAUCCUCGGCCAGGCUGGAUAUAGCUCUAGUGGAAGUGAAGAGGGUGAUGACUUCAAAGGAUUUGAAGCUGACAAACGACGCUCUGCAGAAUCUGUGAUGUCGCAAAAAAAAUCUUCCAAAGGAGAUGCUGUCAGCGCAAAAUCUAGAAGAAAAAGUGAGAAGCCACAACAAAAAGCGCCAGUGAUUGAUGAGGCUGUCCCACCUUGUCCCAUAAAAAAUGUAAAAGCUGUGGAGGAAAUACACGACAUAUCUCUUGAAACAAAACCAGCGAAGGAUUUAAAGAAAACUUCAAAAGGAAAAAACACUAUGGACCAAGGGUCGGCUAAAAGCAGAGCUUCAGCAGCAGCACCAAGGAUUACAAUAAAGCUGGUGGCCAAAAAGAAAGUGAAAACUAUAAAGGAGCCUCAGAAAAAAGCAGAUAAGAAGUUGAAGCUGAAAGACGUGCAGAAUCAGCCUGACAUUAAGGACAUUCAGGGAGAUCAGAUUUUAAGCGCCCACAUCAAGUUCAAAACCGAGUCGUACGAGGAUGAACUCAGCACUGUGGACAAAGGAGUGGGGAGCAUACCUACAAGGAGGCGUGGGAGAUCUGCUGUGAAGGCAACCGAGCCUGUAAGCCGGACUACUGCCAAAGUUGUGGUUGAUGACCAAAAAGCAAAAGAGAAAAAACUGAAUGAUGUAGUUAAGGACAGCGGGUCAGUAGAACAAAAUCUGAACACAAAGAAUUUAAAGAAAAAGAAAGCGGCCCCACCUCAGGGUUCCGAGGUUAAACAAGUGACUCGUAGAAGCACUAGAGUUACUAACCCACUCACUAAAAACAUAACGGACAGUGUAUCUGAAACAGAAAGUCUGAGUAAACCCGCUACAGUUCUGCCAGAGAUCAAGUCAGAAGUUUCACAAAAAGCUGAGGCCAAACCGGUGGUGGGGAGAGAAGGACGAAGGCAAAGCAGAAGACUAAAUAAAGAUAUUACAGUUCCAGAAAACCAAGAAUUAUCCAUAGAACCUGACAAUUCAGCCGCACAUGAAAGUUUGCCCAUUAAAAUCGAGGAAAUGAGGGUCCCAAAUAUAAAGUUAAUAAAGAUCAGAAACCCUAAAUUUGAUGCACAGGUCAGUGGGAAGACUUCGUCUCGUAAGAGAAAACGAAGAAAAUAUAUUUGGACUUUAGCAUUAGUCAAAGUUGGAAGUGAAACCCCACGGGCAGAAGAUACCCUCAAGGACCCAACAGAGACUGUGAGCAAAGUAGAUCAAGUCCCUCCUUGUGACACCAGUGCAAAGAACACAAAAGGACACGGUAAAAAAUCAGAACAUGAAAGUGCAGCCCCACUGGAAAUCAUUACAAAUGUUGAAAAGGAUCUCCAAACCAUGGCUGACUCUGAAAUAUCAAGUUUACAUGUGCAAGCUGAAGCAGAUCCUUCGCCUGAAUCUCCCACGCAAGAAAUUGCUAAAGCAGAUAGCGGGAAGGUACCACCUCUUCAGAUUAAAAAGGUCUCAUCUCCUGGCAAACACAAAAGCUCAAAGCCGUCUUUUCUGAUCCAGCAGGUUAACCCUGUGCAUGAAAAGAAAGAGGAACAUCUGACAGAUCCUCCAGAAGUUCAAGAGGAUAAGUCAUCUUUAGAGGAUGCUGAGGCCAGUCCUAGUAGAAGGCUAAGAAGAAGAGCAUCAAGCCUGGACUCUCCUCAGAAGAAAUCUGUCAGCCAAAAACCUAUGACCACUCAGAAACGAAGGUUAAGGAAAAGUCACCCAGAAGAAGAAAUGUCAGAGGUGAAAGCUGAAGUUUCUCCUCAGGUUUCAUUUGAACAGUCCACCCCUCAACUUCUUCCAACAAACCCAUGUCUGAAUUUGGAAGAAGACCCUCCAGAGGUAACCAGUUUAAACUCCUCUGAAGUUUUUGGAAAGGAAACUCUAAUAGUCGCUGACAGUCCCUCACAAACACCAGCUGAUGUUUGUUCUCAGACAUUGGAGAACCAGCAACAGCCACAGACUGAAGAGGCCAAACCAUUGCCUGUACCUUCCAAACCCAGAAAACCUAGAAAUAAUAAACAAGUGAAGAAGAAGAAAUCUGUUCAAAAGCAGAAGGCUGUUGUUUUGCCUGAUACCACAGUUGACGCAGCCCCCAAUGCGCUUGACUUUAUUAACCCUGAGCCCAUUCAGAUGGAAAAUGUUCAGCCUUCAGUCGAAGAGGUGAGUGAGCUAGAGGAAAAAGAUAGAGUGGAACCAGAGACCAGACAGGACCCUGUUUCAGUAGAAGUAGAAGAAAAGCAGAUACAACCAACAGUUAAAGAGGAACCAGACGUGCAAUCUAUAGACAGUCAGCAGUUGGGGGACAAUCAGCAGAUGGACAGUGAGCAGCUGUUGGACAGCCAGAAGAUUGUGGACAAUCAGCAGCCAGUGGUGUCCAAAAGUCAAACAAGUGAUCUAAUAACAUCCAAGAAAUCAUCCAAGAAAUCUAAAAAGAAACGUAAAACCUUAAUUGGUCAGCGUCAAAAGCACAGGCACAGAGGCAGUGAUGGAAAAUUUGCUCCACUUAAAUCCCCUGAAAGUCAAAGUACUUUUGAGGCUGAUGAUGACAGCUCUCCACUGCUGGCAGCUUCCACUCCACCCCGCAGCUCCACACUCAUUGGAGUACAGAAAAAGUACAAAAAGAAGCACACAAGGCUGCCUUUUGUUGGAGCUAAAAAACCCAAAUCCCAGUCUAAAAUCAUAUCCAAGUUGAUUGAUAUGGGAAUGGAGAAAGGUAGUUUGAAGCAAGAAGAAGCAGACACUCCAGUGAACUCGGGACAGCCGGAUGUUGCUAGUGCUCAGCCUUGCAAGUCGAAGUUUGUAAAAAACAUCAAGCACUUCAUUAUGCCUGUCGUGAGUGCAAGAUCCUCUCGAGUGAUCAAGACCCCACAGAGGUUCAUGGAUGACGUUGGAAUGUCCGUGUUGCCUCGAAGGCACUCUCCGAAGAAGGGUUUGCAGCUGGGCUUAAACAUUCGCCCGGGAAAGAGGCGAGACGAUGGGGGAGAAAUGCCGUUAUCUCCUAUCUUUCCAAUUGAUGAAGAGGAUAUUUUGAGUGAAGCUCAGCUGGAUGUUGAUCUUUUUUCAGCUCAGGACCUGGAGGACAGCAUCGAUUUAGCCGAUAGCCUGUUUUUUGACUGUAAAAGUGAGAAAAAUGAAAAGAAGAAAACUUCUCUAAAGAAUUCGAGCUUCAAGUGGAAUCUUUCUGAAGAUUCCUGCGAGGAGUUGUAUACACUGGAUAAAACCCCAGAGAGCAAAUGUGAGGAUCUAUUUUUAUCUACCACAGCAGAUAAGCUCCCAAAACCAUCGUCAGACCUCGUGGAUGUUCUGAAAAAGAAGAGUCCGCCCAAAUUUAACAAGCAGACAGCUCACCUGAAGAUUUAUCAGAGGUUAAAGAAGCCUGUAUUGGGACUUCCAAAAAGCAAAAUCACACAGGAGCUCGAGCCUGUGACGAAACCUGCCUUGCCUCCGGUUGAUUUAGCAGAGGGACUUGAUGACGAAGUCAUGAGCAUCAGUCUGAGACAGAGGGACACAGGUGUAGAAAAGGACAAGUCAAAAAUCAAGAUUGAAGACCUGGAUAGUCCAGGGGUGGUGAGAAAGGUUUCUGUCUGUGUUCGGACUCCUAAUUCCAAUUCAGUCGCAUUGAAACAAUGUGAAGAGGAAGUGUUGGCAGUAAAAGACACUUUCCAUCGUGGUUCAGGAGAGCUGUCUUCAGUACAGAAGUCAGGCUCAGGUGAUUGCGUUCCUCUGGGGCAUAUAGAGAAGGGAGCGCCACAAAGGGCACGCCUCACUAGUGCAAAUAAAAAAAUGUUGAAUCUCCUCAGGAAAGCAAAGGUUCAACUCAUUAAAAUCGACCAGCAGAAACAGCUAAAGUCCUCUGGGCUGUUAUCUGGCCCAGUGGAUUCAAGAUCUCAAGAUAUUGCCUCAAAAAGACAGAGAAGGAAGCAGAGGGCGCAGGUUCUUCGUCCUCAGGUUCCUGUCAAGACCGAGCCGCUUCAAGGACAACCGCAGCUCAUAUCCCCACUGUGCCAGGAGUUUCGUCGAGCAGGAGGUCCGCGGAUCAAGCACGUGUGUCGCGCUGCCUCCGUGGUGCUCGGCCAGCCCCGAGGCAUGGUACCCGACGACAUUCCCCGACUGAGUGCCUUGCCGCUGCAUGAAAGAUCUGGCAUCUCCCCGUCAGCUAUUACUAAAGAUAUUGGGUCUCCAUCAGAGUCAGACAGCCCAAGCCUGUUGGAUCCAAAGGCAACAAAGUCGAAAAAGACGUCGAAUUUCGCGAAGAAGAAAGGGCUCGGGCCGUUCGGGUACCGCUCUCGUAGGUGUGGCAUCUGCAAAGGCUGCAACCACGAGGAAGACUGUGGAAACUGCAUAAACUGCCUCGACAAGCCUAAGUUUGGUGGUCCCAAUACCAAGCGACAGUGUUGUGUGUAUAAGAGAUGUGAUCAGAUUGAAGAGAGGAAAGCACGUAGGCUUAGCGGCAGAACAGCUCCCAAAAGUUUGUCUAAGCGGAGGCGGUCAUCUCUUAGCGGGGGGUAUUCAAGCAACGAUGAGGGGAACGAGGGAGGCGGGGACUCUCCAUCUGGUCCCAACACAGACGGCCACAGUCCAUCAGUAAGGAAGCAGCCGAAGCGCGUCGUGAAGCCUCGAGUCUAUUUUGACCUUGUGGAUUAUGACUCGGAUCUCGACGACAAAGCUUUCUCUAGCUCUGCCUCACCAGCAAGGAGGAGGGGUGCUGGACCGCGCUUCAACCAAGACUUUGUGUCCUUGGACGGAUUCUUUGAAGACUUUUCAGAUGAUGAAGUCAGACACCGUAAAUCCAGCUCACAUCGGGUACCACAAGGUCGACGGAAACCUGAGAAGGCUCUUUCAUCCCAGGUUCCCUUGGAGCAGACUCCUCCCAGUGUCUUGGCUGCCCUUGCUCACGGAUUUGAGCAGCGGGAAGUUGAGUCUUCUAAACCAACUCACAAAAUCAGGCUGGACUUUAAGGAGGAUUGUACUUUGGAGAAUGUCUGGAAUAUGGGUGGUUUAAGUAUACUGACCUCUGCGCCUGUCAUGCCACCCUAUGUUUGCUUCCUUUGCGCCAGUAAAGGACAACAUGAGAUGUUGUACUGCCAAGUAUGCUGUGAACCCUUCCACCAGUUUUGCCUUGACCCCGCCGAUCGGCCCUCAGAGGACAAUAAAGAAAAUUGGUGCUGCCGACGCUGCAAGUUCUGCCAUGUGUGUGGUGGGAAAAACAAGCUCUCCAAGCCUUUACUGGAGUGUGAACGAUGCCAGAAUUGUUAUCAUGCUUCCUGCUUGGGACCGAACUUUCCAAAGCAAAACAAGAAAAGGAAAGCCUGGGUUUGUACGACAUGCAUUCGGUGCAAAAGCUGUGGCGUGACGCCUGGGAAGACCUGGGAUACUGACUGGAACCACGACAAAGGCCUUUGUCCAGACUGUUCAAGCCUCUUUGACCAGGGUAAUUACUGUCCAAUCUGCUACAAGUGUUAUGAAGACAAUGACUAUGAUAGUCAGAUGAUGCAAUGCGGCUCAUGUAACCACUGGGUGCAUGCCAAGUGUGAGGAUUUAACAGAUGAGCUGUAUGAGAUCCUGUCCAGCUUGCCAGAAAGCGUGGUGUAUUCCUGUCGGCCAUGCAGUGUCACCCAACCCAGCGCCUGGAGGGAGCUUUUGUACAUUGAGCUCAGAGCAGGCGUGGAGAAGGUGUUGGCUUGCCUACUCUCUUCCACCCUCACCCAGCACCUUGUUACAUGCUCACAGUGUGAAAAGUUGGUUGACCCUGACAGUGGAGUUGAGAACCAGCCAGCCUGUGACCUCCGAGCUGUUGGCAAAAAGUUUGACAAAGGCCUGUACACCACGCUAAAAAUGUUCCAUGAAGACGUGGUUCAGGUGAUCCGAAAAAGGCUCGAACAAGAAGAUCAUCUCCCAGAGGAGCAAAGACCCACUGCCCUGGCACGCUCCUACUACCUAAAGCUCCUUGAAGAGGUAUUUAACUGGUUUAACAGCCAAGACCCAAAGUUGUGGAACCUUUCUACCAAAAACUUGCCAGCAGGGUUGCUGUCAACUGCUGUUCAUCCUCCCACAACGGAGCAUGUUUACGCCCAGUGGCAGGAGAGGAAGGAGCUGUUGCCCAGGCCCCCACUGGGCCUCCUUCAGGAUGACAAUGGACAACACAUCAUGGACAUAAAGGAGGAGGAAGCAGCUUCUCCAAUGUCGGGGGAUUCAAUAAGCCGAAACCACUUUAAAAAUAGCCGAAUAGCCAAACUCAAAGGGAAAAGAGGCAGGCUUUCAAAAGCUGAUUUGGACACUGGGUGGUCUAAAGAGGACGAAAGGCAGUGCUCCUUGUGCCAAAAAUAUGGAGACCUCAAACCUAACGAGGCUGGCAGACUGCUGUACCUCGGCCAGAACGAGUGGGCACACGUCAACUGCUGUUUGUGGUCUGCUGAAGUCUUUGAAGAAGAUAAUGGCUCUCUGCUGCAUGUACACAGCGCUGUGACAAGGGGGCGACUGAUGCGAUGUGAGCGCUGUAAUCAGACGGGUGCCACCGUGGGCUGCUGUCUGACAUCUUGUCAAAGCAACUACCAUUUCAUGUGUGCACGCUCACGGCAGUGUGUGUUCCAGGAUGAUAAAAAGGUCUAUUGCCACAAGCACCGACAUCUCAUCAGUGGCAGGAUGAUCACUGCUCAAGAGUUUGAAGUAAACCGCAGAGUGUAUGUGGAUUUUGAAGGGAUCAGUCUUCGCAGAAAGUUCCUGACCGGACUGGAACCAGAACUGAUCAAUGUGAUGAUCGGUUCUCUCCAAAUUGACAAGUUGGGAAUGCUGUCUGAACUUUCAGCAAGCAAAGGCAAACUGUUUCCUGUCGGUUUUCAGUGUUCCCGGUGGUACUGGAGUACACUGAACCCACUGCAACGGUGCAGAUACACGUGUAAAAUUCAGGAGGUCCGGCCCGUCAUCCCAGAGAAGCCUGUUGAAGAAAUGCCGGACCAGGGAGACAAUCACACUAUUGCUCACAGCCCACGUCAGCUACCUGUAUCUGCAGUCCAUGAGGCUGAGGAAACAGAGCCCCAUCACACUGCAGAGGAAUCCCUUGUUCCAGGUCUUCCUACAAAGUCUGAUCACAGUACAAAGCCAAAAAUUCCCAAUCAUCCACUUUAUAGGAGACCAGCUGGAGGUUUGUCCCGUCCUCUGCCGUGCCCAGGUGUAAUCCAGACAAAACCCCACCACAUCUUGACCAUAAGUGAUCUGGAAGAGACCCGAAGAGCUCGUCGCCACAGCCCACACUCCCAGAACCCAGGCCUACGGAGUCGCAUGUCACCUCCUCCGGUUGCUCCUCUAUCUGGACCCGUUACCCUCCGUGCCGGCAAACCUCCUCAUCCCACCUCCCCUCUGUUUCCGCUUGGUGUUUCAGACAACCUGAUGAAUUCAUCCCGCUCAGUUGGAGGUAGAACCGCUUCCUCUGGCCGCACCACAUCGUUCUUCCCUCAAUCUCACUGGCAGGACAGCACAGCCUCCAUGCAGCAGUUGCCAAGAAACCGCCUUUCGUUUGAUCUGAGUGGCUCAGACUCAGUUGAUGUGCCGCACAACUUUUUAGCUUCGCCGGAACCUGAAGACAUCUCGCCAGCAAAUGGCACUUCGCCCCAUGGAGACAUAGACAAGCACGACGACCAGUUUCCCUAUGGUUCCUUUCACAGAGAUUCCGGCAUGAGUCUGGGCGAGGAGAUGCGGACAGAGCUGGAGAUCGAAGAAACACUUCUGAAUGAAGGGGUGGCUAUGAACUGCGGGGGGCAGAUAGUGGUGGAAGGUGAUGAUGUUGAGCAGUUUUGGGGAAGACCCAAAGAAGUACAUAAGAAGAAAACCCUUAUUGCAAAUCUUCCAAGUUCUGCAGCCUCAGCAAAGGAAGACUUGGGAAGCACCUCCUCGGAUGAUGAUAUGGAGCACUAUUUAAACUUCUCACGAACUGUAGUCAGCUGCUCGGUACCCAUAGAGCGAUCCAAGUCUCCUUCCACUUCUUCAACCCGGCCCUUGGCUCAGCUGGAUGGGAUUGAUGACGGUACUGAGAGUGACGCAAGCGUAGCAGCUACCGAUGAUGCGCAGAAAGUUGAUGGACGUGGUAAAAAUCAGAUACAAAGAAAAGACAUUAAUACAAGUUCUGCUGAAAUCACAAACCGCACAAGAUUAGCUAAUCUGUCAUUUGAUCAUAUGCAAACAGAAGCUCAAGUUGCAAGAAAAAGUACGACUGACAGUCCCGCCGCCCUAUGUCAACCAAUACCCUGUGAUGCCACCAACACUCCUUUAUUAGACCAGGAAUCUAUACUUCCUACUCCAAAUGUUGAGUCUCUUCCUAACUUACUCACCAAGGUGCCUGAGACAGCCUAUUCAGAGGAGUUGUUAUUCGGUUCCAGUUUAGGCUUUGCCUCUGAAGCGCCUCUUGUUCUUGAGAGAUGUGACGGUAGCCCAAGUUUCACUGAACUACUUCCUGUUUUACAAGGAACUGAAAACCAAGAGUCUGAAACCUGUAAAGCCCUGAACUCAGAGUCUGAUGGUCCCAACUUUGUCUCUUCAGUUGAGGGCUCUGCUGUUUUGAUGAACCAUAUAGCAUCAAAUCUGAUUGAUUCAGUUGAUAAUAACCAGACCUCCAUGUUGGGCCUCAUCCAGCCCUCCCCUUUCUUGUCUACAGAUGUACAAAAUCCCUCGCAGUGUCUCGUAGAUUCUCUCGAGGUGUAUCCUUGUUUACCUGGUUUCAGUCAUGCUCCUCUGACCAGUAUUACACUUCAGCCAGUGACAGCAGCUCAAGAAUCAUCUAGCUUCCCGUGCAUCGAGCCUUUGUCCACUAAACUUACAACCCUCACUCCUGUAGAAGAUAUUUCCCAGACGCAACUAAAUGACCCUCAGAAUGAUCCAGCAUUACCAGCUAUUUUCGGGACUGUUUCCCCAGCUAAAACUUGUGCAGCUCUGUUCACCGCUCAAACACUGCCUUUCAGUCCGGUCACCACCGUUUCUUCCACUGCUUCUGGAUCGACUCUUCCCGGGCUGUUGACACAGUGUUCAGCCACUCCGAUGCAGCUGCAGAGCACCUCCGCUCCUGUGGUCCUAAACGGUUACAGCUCCUCUUCUGUGCAGAAGGAAGCCACAUCCAGUCACACGAUCUCCAUCAACUUCUCCACUCCCAGGCCUGCCAUUGAACCUCACCAGCAGGUGACGCCCCAGGCUUUACCCGGCCAUGCCAUCCUCACAGUGAAGGAGGUAGGCGGUCCGAAUGUUGAUCCCACACCUCAUGUGCUGCUGGUGAACCGCCUCGGGCAGAUCUUUGUAAAAAACCCUGAGAGCAACACCUUCCAGCUUCCCACUCCUAAUUCCCCGUCCUAUAACUGUGUCACCCAGAUUGCAAGCCUUUUGCAGAGCAACGCGCUUUCAGCCACGCUUGCCGCAGCUGGGAACAUGACAGCCCCACUACCCGGUGCCAAUGUGGUGGCAGUUCCUGCUUCCUCCACACCUGCUGCUCAGAACCCAGCCACAGUUACACAGCUGCUCACCCACAACAGCAACGGUGCUGUGGCCUCAUCAAAUUCGAAAAAGUCGAGAAAAAACAUGAAAACUCCAAAAGAUGAAGCAGUCCCUGAGCCGGAAAAACCAAAGAAGAAGAAGGAGUCCAGUUCGUCCAGAAGAUCCAAGUCCUCCAAGGCUGCAGUACAGCCUGCCUUAUCCACUGAAAGCCACCCGAUGAGUCCCGCUGAGAGUGCCCAGGCAAUCAUCAAUCAAGCAAUGGCAAGUAACUACACCCCCAAGUGGAGCGGGCUCCGGACAAUGAGUCCUUCCUCACUGGUUUUACCACCCGGCCUUCUAAUUGAACCUGAAUCCCCGGUGUCACCACGCUCUCCUUCACCACCACCCCCUCCGCCGCCACCUCCAGCACCUCGCCCUCGCUCCCACGUCCGCAUGAAGAGAGUGUCUUCCCUCUCGGACCGCAUUGUCACAAAGAAGUGUAAAGUCGACUUUCUACCACCAGAGGGCAUCAGUGAGGAGGAGGAUCCCCAGAAGGCAGCUUUUCCAAGCCUGUCCAGCAGGGCCUCUGGAGUUCGCAUCAAAACCCCAACAGUGAAGGGGGUCCUAAAUCUGGAUGAGUUGAAAAAUGAGCAUCUUAGUGAUUCUGAUAGCUCAGGAUCUGAGCCUUGGAGCUACUUGUCUCAGGGUGAACCAGGAAGACAGCAUGCAAGGGAAGUGGUGGGUCACAUGAACCUGGCAGACUGGAAGAAAUACUCAGGUUCUGCUUUCACAUCCGAUGAUGAGCCGACACCAUCUGAUGACGAUGAAGGAUGUCCAACGAACAAAGAUCAGCCACAUCUGCGAUUUGAGAUUACCAGCGAUGAUGGUUUCAGUGUGGAGGCCGACAGCGUUGAGGUGGCCUGGAAAGCCGUGCUUGAUGGUGUGCAGGAAGCCCGAGCAAUUGCGAGGCUCAGGCCUCUAGCGUUUCAGAAAAUCACAGGCGCUCGCAUGCUGGGACUGAUCCACGAUGCCAUUGUGUUUUUGCUGGAGCAACUUGAAGGAGCCCACCGCUGUCAGCGACAUACUUUCCGUUUCUUCAAACAGUUCAGCCAGGAAGACGACCUGCCAGUGAAUCCCACCGGCUGUGCCCGCUCUGAGCUUUAUGUUAGGAAGUCUACAUUUGACAUUUUCAACUUCCUGGCCUCUCAGCACAGACAGCUUCCUGACAUCGGCCUUUAUGAUGAUGAGGAAGAUGAAGUUCUUCUGAAGUCCACAAGACGGGCUACCAGUUUGGAGCUGCCCAUGGCCAUGCGUUUUAGACAUCUGGAGAGGACGUCCAAGGAGGCAGUCGGAGUCUACAGGUCUGCGAUUCAUGGACGGGGUCUGUUUUGCAAGAGGAACAUUGAAGCCGGAGAGAUGGUCAUCGAGUACGCUGGCAUCGUCAUCCGCUCAGUGCUCACCGACAAAAGAGAAAAGUACUACGAUGGCAAGGGUAUCGGCUGCUACAUGUUCCGCAUCGACGACUUCGACGUGGUGGACGCGACCAUGCACGGCAACGCGGCCAGGUUCAUCAACCACUCCUGCGAACCCAACUGUUACUCGCGCGUGAUCAACGUGGAAGGCCGGAAGCACAUCGUCAUCUUCGCGCUUAGAAAAAUCUACCGGGGCGAGGAACUCACCUACGACUACAAAUUCCCCAUCGAGGAUGCCAGCAACAAGCUCAACUGUAACUGUGGGGCCCGAAGAUGCCGCCGCUUCCUCAACUGAUUACGCUGUUAGAUUAAAGAAAAAACAAGUAGUGGAUCCUUGGUCACUAGUAAGCCUUAAAACUAAGGUGGCAAGCAUCGGUCUGCACAGUCUGGAAUGGGAAUAACCACUAUGAGACUGACUGGAGACACACGGCUAGUCAGGAAUUAUCCCGGGUUUGGAAAAUAACAAAAUUCCGACUUUUGGAGCGUUUCCUGCCUCACACUUUCAAAAUUUUGUGGGAAGGAACACACAUUCACAUUCAGCUGCUGCAGCAGUUGGCAAGGAAGUGGUUUUUGAUAUUUAUAACUCGAUGCUUGAAGCAGAAGCAAAGAGGGUAGAUCGUUUAUUUUAAAUGGAGGAUGCCAAAACUCAUCAAGCCUUAUGUGUUUGAAUCAUUGCUGAAAAUCUAUCGCUAAUCUUGGGUUCCUGAUACGUUUGAUUCCUUUUUUGGGAGGAAUUCAUCAACCUGUAGUACUCAUGUGUUCACGAUUCCUCCGUUUAAUAUUUCUUGGUGGCGGUGCAUUAUAGCCCACCUGUGCAGUGGUGAUGUCUGUUUUAUUUUUUGGCUUUUUUUUUUUUUUUUUGGUUUUGUUUUUUUGAGCCAUACAUUCACCCAAUCGUGUAUUUGUGUGUUUUAAUUUACUUAUAAUCAACAUUUCUUUUUCUUUUUUAGAUGUAAAUUUUGUUUAUAACUAAACAACCAUGGUGCUAAAGCUUUGAAAGCUUUCUUUUUCUUUAGUUGGACUAAAACGUCUUGAGAAUCAGGAAUUGUUUAGCUGUAUAUUCUCCCUGCUAAGUUCACCAACGUUAAACUUUAUGCACUUAAGCAUUACUCCUAAAAUCACUGGUGUGCCGAGAUUUUCUGAUUACCAUCAAGGGUCCGCUGGUCUUUAUCCAGUCUUCAGCUCUAAGUUGGAUGUCGUAAUGUGCCGGUAAUAUAGUGUCAUAGAUAUAAAGACAAAAAGUGUGUCUUAGAAGACAUGGUAUUUGCUCUGCGUAUGUAGCAAACACUACCCAAGCCAAAAGUGAAGAUUGGUGGAGGGGAGGGAUUUUUUUAAAGUGUAUAUUUUAUUCUUUUCUCUGAUGCUCGUAUUUUUUUUCCUACUGCAAUAAGACUUGGCAGCCUGGCGCUUGCACACGAAUAAACAUCACCAUCAAAACAUUACCUUCAUCUUUCUGAGACCUGCUACCAGUUUGCCUAGAAGUCAGGGAGAUCACUGGGGGAUAGAAGCAUUGCUACUGAGCGCUUGCAGUCGGCGCGGAGCUGAUAGGGGCAUCCUGCACCUUUUUUUCUUUUUUUUUUUUAGGGGGGAAGAAAAAGUUAAAUGUUGUAAGUUGAUGUUCAGUGCUGUUAAUGGCGAGGCUAAAUCGAAAUCACGCUGUUCCGCUUGUUAAUUGUAUUUAUUCACGUUCCGAUUUGUGUUUUUAUUAGUAAAAUGUCGUGGUGUGUGUAAUGCGGUGGCGGUCUAGUGUACUGAUAGAUUUCCCUCCUGUUUCGCAUCUUUCUUUUGUUUACAGAUGAUGUCCUUUGUUUCACUUAUUUACUUGAAUUCUCAUUUCAGGUGAUUGUGUCAUACAUUUAGGCCUUUUAUGACUACCUGAAACAGCUCUUUUCUUUUUUUUAAAAAAAGAAGCAUUUUUAUUAAUUUUAUUUUUUUUAUUGUAGAAUACUGUCUUAGUAUCAGCCACAGGAGUUAAAAGUGAGCACUAUUUGCCGAAUAAAACCUACCCUCUUAUAUUUUUACUCCACCCUUUCUGUUUUAGAGACUAAACUUAGCAAAUUGACAUCAUGUUUUCUCUCAUUUUCUCAUUCGCAUGACCUACGCUGGGGUGGAGCCCAGACUAGCAGAGCAGGGUCAGUCCUAACUCCGUGCAAGGAUUUCUACCUCAGCUGCUUAAACAGAUAUUUUGGGAAUACUGAUGCAAAAAGAGACUUUGAUUUAAAAACUAAAAAGCUCGGUUUUAAUAUUCGUGUGUGUGUGUGUACACUGUGUUUUUCAUUUUUUUUUUCUGUGUGCAUGGAAUGAAGACUGCAGAAGUUAUGACCAUCUCUCCCAGGAUCUGUUAAGAAAGCUGUAUGUUAUAUAUACACACCUAUAUAUAUAUAUAUAUAUAUAUAUAUAUAAUGAUAAAUCUAUAAAGUAGGGUUAUUUUAAAGUGUAAAGACAUAAAAAUGAGAAAUUGUGCUCUUUAAAUUUACGUCUUUGUUACCAUGUACAAAUAAACCCUGAGUUUUGUAAAUAUUUGUAUAUACAUUUCUAAACCUGUUUAAUUUUCUAUGCACUUUUUUUAUUUAUAAUGUUACUUGCUUAAUAAAGAUGUUAAGAUGUUUGAA
This is a messenger RNA of Girardinichthys multiradiatus, 13841 nucleotides long. RefSeq names its product lysine (K)-specific methyltransferase 2Bb (gene kmt2bb). Gene Ontology annotation, biological process: positive regulation of DNA-templated transcription. Gene Ontology annotation, cellular component: nucleus; histone methyltransferase complex. Lineage: Eukaryota; Metazoa; Chordata; Actinopteri; Cyprinodontiformes; Goodeidae. Gene Ontology annotation, molecular function: histone H3K4 methyltransferase activity; DNA binding; zinc ion binding. The record is from RefSeq and is a predicted model, not a curated record. The transcript is spliced from 36 exons. The coding region runs from base 20 to 11524 and encodes 3834 amino acids.